AUGAAGAACUUUAGGGGUGGUAAGAUCGUCGGAAACGGCGGAAGAUGGCAGAGCCUAGGUUUACCUUUUGUCUUCCUCCUCUGCAUUUCUUUCUUCCUUGCCGGUUUCUUCGGUUCUGCUCUUUUCUCUCAGCCGGAUGAAUGGAGUAUGCAGCCUCGGCCUAAGCCAAGGGUAUUGGAAUCGGUGGCCGAAAAGUCAACGGCGCCUGAGGAGGAUCGACGCUUUGAUCCGUUAGCUCAUGGCAAGUCUGGCGAGGGCUUCCUAACUUCCAUUCCUUUUCAGGUUCUAAGCCUGAAUCCACGUGCAUUGUACUUCCCCAAUUUCGCUACUGCAGAACAAUGCCAAAGCAUAAUUAAAAUGGCAAAGGUUGAGCUUCGACCAUCUAGCUUAGCGCUUCGUGAGGGAGAGACUGAAGAAAGUACCAAAGGAAUCAGGACAAGUUCUGGAAUGUUUAUAAGCUCUUAUGAAGAUAAAACCGGGACUUUGGCACGUAUCGAGGAAAAGAUUUCCAAGGCGACGAUGAUCCCUAAAUCUCACGGAGAGCCAUUCAAUGUCUUGCGGUACGAGAUAGGACAAAGAUAUCAAUCCCAUUAUGAUGCUUUCAGUCCUUCUGAAUAUGGUCCUCAGAAGAGCCAAAGGGUUGCUUCAUUUUUGCUGUAUUUAUCAGAUGUUGAAGAAGGAGGAGAAACCAUGUUUCCUUUUGAGGGUGGAGUGAACAUGGAUUCCAAUUAUGAUUACAGCAAAUGUAUUGGGUUGAAAGUAAAACCUCGGCGUGGGGAUGGGCUGUUGUUUUACUCACUUUUUCCAAAUGGUACAAUUGAUCCGACAUCACUUCACGGAAGCUGUCCAGUUAUCAAAGGGCAAAAAUGGGUUGCUACAAAGUGGAUCAGAGAUCAGGAACAGGAAGACUAUUACCCAAAAAGCAAUUAA
Oldenlandia corymbosa var. corymbosa is the source of this 930-nucleotide messenger RNA. NCBI's taxonomy places the organism in Eukaryota, Viridiplantae, Streptophyta, Magnoliopsida, Gentianales, Rubiaceae. The record is from the annotation of a GenBank genome assembly.